Messenger RNA from Pseudocercospora fijiensis CIRAD86, 1116 nucleotides. RefSeq lists its product as uncharacterized. The transcript is spliced from 6 exons. The record is from RefSeq and is a predicted model, not a curated record. The coding region runs from base 1 to 1116 and encodes 371 amino acids. Lineage: Eukaryota; Fungi; Ascomycota; Dothideomycetes; Mycosphaerellales; Mycosphaerellaceae.
AUGCUCAUUGACGAGCGGACCGCGAUUAUCCUGUGCCGAACGGUCUGUCACAAGCCGACACGAGCGGUGAAUACGGUACGAAGCCUUAUACAGCUGCUCGAUGCCGGUGGCAAGCCAUAUACUGAUCCCGCGAGCAGCAAGUCCGCCUUCCGUGCGAGCAGAGCAGGCCAAACCACCACAAGCAAGAGCAACUCGGCAAGCCGCACAGCACGCUUUCCGGCCCACCACAAGCACAAGCGCCAUAGACGACGAGCGACGCCGAAAGCACCUCGUGCAGACCCACAAUGGCAGAGCCUUGAGCCUGGGAUGGAUCUAGCAGACUCCUCGAAUAGAAUCAAUGUGAUGGCAAUUCGACUGCACACUCCGUUUGACAAUAUUCAGCUCGGCUCGCCCUCGCAUAAGCAGCAGGUCCUACUCCUGUAUAAGAUGAGAGCUGCAAUCAGCAUCGUAUCCAGCAGACGUCCUGUCCAACCCGACUCUCGAAGCGCCGCACCCAUGACCGUCGAUGAUCCAGCCUCAUAUUCAAUCCGAGAACGCCUCUCAGUGGUCGCCAUUUCGCAAGCCGCAACGUCUGCUCGCCAGCGCUACCGGAGCAGCACUCGAGUGGGCCAGAGCCAAUUCACGCCGAGCAUAGCACCAGCUCUACAAGUUGGGAUUGGUUUCUUCACGGCCAUCACGUCGCGAGCAGCAUUAUCUGUUGCCAUCGACGCUCCAGAGAAGAAGGAGGUGAGGCUAUCGGCAUCCCACACAGCAAUGUCAAUCUCCAUAAAGCAAGAUAGCAGCGCCCUUCGUAACGUCUCCAAGUGUGCUCGGUGGGCCGCGCAGCCAGGAAGCGGUACCUACUGUGAGGUCGGAGCUGACCUUUCUCAGCAGAAGUAUGCUCUGCGCCAGCUCGAGACGUCGCCUGCCUUCGCCUUCGCUGCAGGCCUCACGCUUCGCCGUUGCGAUGCUUUGAUCAUCGCGGACCACGAACCAUGCCAUGCUCAUCGAGAGCGGAGCGCUAGGAAGCGAGAUCAUUUCGGAAUGUCACAGCCUGACAACACGACUCUGCUGCACUACAAGGACUAUGACUGUAGCCUCGACUACGUUCAUAUCUGCGAGCUGCUCUACUCCUGA